Megalobrama amblycephala (Wuchang bream) is the source of this 4428-nucleotide messenger RNA. RefSeq names its product klotho beta (gene klb). Gene Ontology annotation, molecular function: fibroblast growth factor receptor binding; hydrolase activity, hydrolyzing O-glycosyl compounds; fibroblast growth factor binding. The record is from RefSeq and is a predicted model, not a curated record. Bases 474 to 3521 code for a protein of 1015 amino acids. The transcript has 5 exons. Lineage: Eukaryota; Metazoa; Chordata; Actinopteri; Cypriniformes; Xenocyprididae. Gene Ontology annotation, biological process: carbohydrate metabolic process; fibroblast growth factor receptor signaling pathway.
UGAAAUGUCCAGAAUGGUUCAGAAAAAAAAGUAUUAAUUUAUUGUUUCUUUUUAAUUAUUAUUUUAUGUUGUUAUUAAAUAUUAUGUUAAAUCAUAAUUAUGGGUAUUGUUAGUAGAAAAAGUAAACUAGAGAGAGCAUGAAAAGUGUUUUCAGUGCUAUAGAAACACCCAUCAGUGUCUGUUUCAGUAAAAUCCAAAUUAAAUUUACUCCAUUGAUCUGCCAGAUAAAACAUCCUUCAUUCUCUAUGCUUCUUUCUUCUCCUUUCUUUCCAUCCAUCAUCCGUCUCCGUCUGUCCCUCCCUCUUGUUUCUCUCUGUCUCAGACGCUGUAAGUCAUGAGAGGAUCAGAGUUCAUGUUAAUCAUUGAUCCGAGGACUCAGAGAUCUUCAGUGUUUACGCUCUCGCUAUGUGCUUUACCUUUUCUUUCAUUAAUGAUGCUUUGCUGCAGUUUUUUGCUCCGAUAGUUUGCUCACAAUGUUGCGAGUCUCAUCCGUGUCUCUUACUUUAAUUCCAGCGUUGAUUUUAUGGAGCACGACAGAGUGUGUCCUGCUGGGAAAAGCAUCAAAACUGUGGCUGCAGCCGCUGAACGAGACGCACCUGCAGACCGGGACGUUUCCCAGCGGGUUCCUGUGGGGCGUCGGGACCUCGGCUUUCCCGACCGAAGGCUCCUGGGAUGCAGAUGGGAAGGGGGAGUCCGUGUGGGACCGUUUCACCCAUCAUUCCCGCACAGACAGAUCGGCUAGUGACAGUUAUGUUCAGUGGGAAGAGGAUUUGAGAUCGAUUCAGUAUUUGGGUGUGAAGUUCUACAGCUUUUCUCUCUCCUGGCCUCGUCUUUUCCCAGACGGCGACGCGACUGCAAAACCCAACCCAGCCGGAGUGGAACAUUACCGGCGUUUGAUCCGCAAGUUAAAGGAGCUUCAGGUGGAGCCUGUGGUGACUCUGUUUCACUGGGAUUUACCGCAGGUCCUGCAGGAGCGCUUCGGAGGCUGGCUGAACCGGAGCAUGGUGGACUUCUUCGCAGAUUACGCUGCGUUUUGUUUCCAGACGUUUGGUGGGGAGGUUCGAUACUGGCUGACGAUGCAUAACCCGUUUCUCCUGGCCGUUCAGGGCUACGGCACGGGGGCUCACGCUCCGGGGGUCAUCGGAGACCACGCUGACCCCUUCAUCGCUGCACACAACCUCAUCAGGGCUCAUGCUGAAGCGUGGCACAUCUACGACAGUCUCUUCAGACCUCAUCAGGGCGGUCGAGUCUCCAUCACUCUCGGCUCUUAUUGGGUGGAGCCUCUUCACGGUCAGGCCUCGCCAGCCACUGCGGAGCUCUGUCAGAAGUCCAUGGAGGCUGUGAUCGGCUGGUUCGCAGAGCCCAUAUAUGGAAGUGGAGAUUAUCCAGAGUCCCUGAAGGCCUCGAACCGAGGUGUGAUCCCAGAGUUCACUCCUGAUGAGAGGCUCUAUGUGAGGGGAACCGCUGACUUCUUCUCAUUGGCCUUCGGGCCGGAGACCCAGAGGGUGGGCCGAGGACUGGCCCGGUUCGGGCAGACGGUGACGCUGGACUUGAGGAGCGUUCUGGUCUGGGUUCAGCAGAUGUACGGCGAUCCGCAGGUGCUGGUGGCAGAGAGCGGAUGGUUCUCUGACGCUUCUGUCGGAGUCGAGGACACUGUGGCCAUUUAUCUGAUGAAGAGGUUCAUCAUCCAAGUCAUGCAAGCCGUGUCCGUGGACGGAGUGAGUGUGUUUGGAUACACAGCCUGGAGUCUGGUGGACGGUUUUGAGUGGAAUCACGGUUACAGCAUACGGAGGGGAUUGUUCUACAUCGACUUCAGUCGACCCGAGCGCCACCGGCUCCCGAAGACCAGCGCACGCUUCUACAGACGGCUGGUCCAGGACAACGGCUUCCCUGCCGACAACACGCAGCACAUCGAGGGCCGAUUCCCCUGCGACUUCCAGUUUGGAGUGUCGGAAUCAGUCUUACAGGUGCAUCUGCGUCCGUUCUCGCCGCAGUUCACCGAUCCGCACCUGUACCGCUGGAACUACUCCGGUGACGGCGCUCUCAAACCCGUGACGGGCGUCACGCUUCACACGCGGGCGGCGCAGUGCACUGACUUCCUGUACAUUCAGCGUCACCUCUUUCUCCUAGGGGUCACGGGGUCGUCACACUACCGGUUUGCUCUGGACUGGACCCAGCUCAUGCCCAGCAGCGACCCGUCGUCUGUGGAUGCGGAGAAGGUUCGGUUCUACCGGUGUGUGCUGAGCGAGCUCGUCCGACGAGGAAUCCAGCCGGUCGUGACCCUGUAUCAUCCCAGCUACCGGUCGCCCUCGCUGGGUCUGCCCGAACCGCUGCACGCUAACGGCGGCUGGAGAAACGACAGCGUCGUGGAGGCCUUCGUCGAGUUCGCCACAUUCUGUUUCCAGGAAUUUGGUGGUUUGGUACCGACGUGGAUCACCAUAAACGAGCCGAACCGGCUAACGGAUGCGUACGGCGGGACGGCUGAGGACAGAAGAACGGUUGCGCGUCACCUGCUUCUGGCGCACGCGAGGGCGUGGCGCGUUUACGACACGCGGUUCCGGCUGCAGCAUGGGGCGUCGGUUAGCAUCGCGCUCCAUGCUGAUUGGGUAGAACCGGCCAAUCCGUUCUUAGAAUCGCAUGAAGCUGCACAGCAGCACUUUUUGCUGUUCGAACUGGGCCGUUUUCUCGACCCUCUGUUUGAGGGGCGUGACAGCACUCUGAUUGGCUUCACCGACGAGGAGAGGGAGGAGCUUAAAGGGGCGCUGGAUUUCAUCGCUCUGAAUCACUUCACAACACGUCUGGUGUUACCGCUGCAGCAACCGUCACCACAGAACCCAAACCCAGCCAAACCGCCGAACCAGGACCACGGCUUCUCGAUGAUGACUGACGUCACCUGGCUGUCGUCACACCUGAGACAGGCGCUCGUGCCCUGGGGCCUCCGCAGGAUGCUGGGGUGGGUGAAGAAUCGUUAUGGCAACGAGCUGCCCAUCGUUAUCACAGCGUCAGGGGUGGAUGACCAGGCACCCCAUAAUGACCAGCUGAGACAGCACUAUAUCAGAGACUACCUGCAGGAGGCGCUGAAGGCUCGAGAGUUGGACGGCGUCAAUCUAAAAGGGUUUUAUAUCUGGAAGCUUCAAGACCAUCACGACCUUGAGUUUGGCCUCUUCAGCUCCGCCGCUCAUCACUCUCGACCCAAAGCGUCCGUCAGCCUUUACCGUGACAUCAUCACCCACCGCGGCUUUCCAUCCGCCGCUGACCUCCAACCUUCCCCCUGCCAGGUCGCGGACAACCGGAUGAGCUGUGAAUUCUGCACGCAGAUGGCUGAGAACAAACCGCUGCUGUUCUUCAGCGCAUGCGUGUCCGUCAGCGUGUCGAUGCUCAGCGCGCUCAUCAUCAUCUCUGUGCUGAGGAAGAGGAGGAGGAGGAGGACGCCGAUUAACAUCAGGCCGCAGAGACUCGCUGUCCAGCAGAGGUUCCCCAUGAUGAGGGUGGCAAACAGAACAAGGCACUUGCACUGUUAAAUGGGCGAAUUAUUUUUUAAAGUUAAACAAUUAAACACAGGAAAAUGUGCAUAAACACACUGGAAUCCACCGCACAUGAUUAAGCAUCAAAUAUCUCCAGAUUGGCUGUGAUUGUGUCGCAUUACAUCUGGUAGGGUUUGGUGUAGAAACACUUACAAUAGAAUUAAAUGGGCAAACAUGAUACACUUUAAAAUGCACACAUGUAAGUACAGCCCAAAUGUGUUAACAUGAGCCUUGUGUGACAGAACUGCAGACCGGUAAACCCUGUAACCGAUACAAGGUUGCAAGAAAAAGCACUUUUUAUAAAUUAUGAAAAAUAUACACAUGCAAAUUUUGUCGGUAUCACCAGAAGUUCAUCCAGCUAAAAUAGUAGUCUGAACUCAAAAAUGAUGAUUUUUAGACAUUAAACAGCUCAAAUAAUGCAUAUUUUUAAAAAAAAGUGCUUUAAAAAAAAUACAAGAAUCACAUUUCUGUUUUAAACCCUCCAGAAUGAUUCCUUCAUUUACGUCUAUUGUAAGAAGCUGUUGUGUUGAACUGUCAGGAAGGGUUGUGUUGAUUUGUAAGUGGCACUGAAAUAUUUUUGUAGGAACUGUAUUGAUAUCUGUCUUUGCAGAUCUAUCCGCUAGGGGGCGCUGCUGCAUGUGAAUUCCCCCUCAGCUCAAAUUAUUAAUGGUUCACUUUUUGUACAUUUUGAUGGACUUAAAGUGGAGUAGAGGGAGCGCUAAAAGAAAACAGGAAUAAUGUAAUGUAAUGAAUGUGUGCUGUUUUGUAAUACUGUAAAUUAUAGGCUUAACAAUAAAUAUUAUAGUUUGAGAACUACUGAAGACCAACUUGUAUCAAACCACCAUCAUGUGAAGCUGCUGAAGCAUUUCUAUUUCAAACCGUCAAUGAUAAUGACGAAGGCAUC